Molecule: messenger RNA, 2252 nt
Organism: Helianthus annuus (common sunflower)
Lineage: Eukaryota; Viridiplantae; Streptophyta; Magnoliopsida; Asterales; Asteraceae
Exons: 7
Coding region: 1448-2023 (191 amino acids)
Source: RefSeq, a predicted model, not a curated record
CACAAAUAAAAACACACACCCAAACCCCCACCCAACUGCCCCUCUCCACUCAGCAAUGUGACACAUCUGAAAAUGACCAAGGGAUUCACAGUCAACCAUAUAUCUCUCUAAAAGAUCUAACCCUUUGGAUUUCAAUCUCCCAUAUUUGUUGCACCUUGAAACCUUUUUUCCAGAAAUACCCCUGCUCUUCAACCCUCUUUUACUGAUUAUCAUAAAGUUUUCCGUUGAUCCACAAUUUUGCUUGGGUCUUUCCAGUGUACCAUGAACCCCCAUUCCUUCCUAGCUUUCAAAGUAUUGGUAUUAGCAUAAAUUUUCAACCCCAUCAGCCUCGUUCUCACUGUCUCUUUAAUGAUUGAGCAUAAUUCAUCCACAGUUCUUUGUUUAUUUUGGAAUAACCUCAAGUUUCUUUCUUGCCAAACAUAAUACACCAUAGCAGCCACUAAAAGUCUUUGAAUAAUCUAUAUUACUAUAUAAAGCAUUUCCCAUGGAUAGAAUUGUCAUUUCUAUACAAAUUUUUAAGAUGGCAUACAAAGAGUCAAGUUAAAAUACAUAACUUUUUACCAUUCUCUUCCAUUCCUACCCCUCUUUCGUUUUAUCUAUACUAUACUUGUUGAAUACAUACACUAAAUUCAGGAUCUGCUUACCCAUCAAUGUGACUCUUCAAAGGCAGUCAUCAAUGUAACUCUUCAAAAGGCAAAUGGUUCACCAUCUCAAAUCGUCUCUUUCACUUUCCCAAACAUCCGAAACUCACCACAAUCAACCAUUACCAUUUCCUCUCCAAAGACUCCUACCCCACAAUGAAUCGGCAAGUGAAGCUUAAAAGUUAUUGAAUCGGCCGGUGAAGAUUAACCCCAACGAUGUUCGAUUAAAGUGUUCGAAUCCAGGAGGCGUUCUUUCCAGGCAAAGGCGCCAAGAUGGCUACUGCUGUCAAGAUUCGUAGCGAUAACUAAAGAAUUUGGGGUGAUGUUAAUCUGUGAAAAGGAUCCAUACCCACCCUCGUAUUGUCUACAAGAGAGUUUUAUUACAGUAUGUGUUAUUUAUAGAUAUAUUUUUAAAAUGUUAUAUGUUAUGUUAUAUAGAUAUUAUUUUGCUUAUAUUUGUUGUUAUUUGAUCUUUACAAGGAAUGAUGACAAGAACGACCAACGACAGGGGUCUGGCUGCAAAAAAAUUUUAACAACAUAAAGAAUUACCUGAGGUGAACCGAAGCAAUCAUCAAAGAGUAUUGAGAUCUUUGAAGAUGAGGAGGAUGAUCAAUCUGUACCCAUGGUUUUGGUUGUUGGAGGUGGAGAUGGUGGCGUCUUGCGUGAAGUAGCUCGCCAUUCUUCUGUUGAGCACGUUGAUAUUUGUGAGAUCGAUAAGAUGGUCGUUCAUGAGGAAGAUGAAGAACGAUCGGAUAGAUGGAAGAACUUUCUAGAACGACAGUCAGAGUGCGUUCAAUUGCCUGCAAAUGGCUCAUCCACACAGGAAAAAAAAAGCAGAUUCAGUUGACGGCAGCUCUGAUAAGACUCAAGAAGGAGAUGAUGGUUUAAAAGAACCCGAAGCUCAAAAGGAUGAAGCUUCUUCAAAAAUUCAUCGGGCCCAAAUAUGGGCUCAGAUUAGGCCAUCACUUCGAGCCAUCGAAGAUAUGAUGAAUGCCCGUGUUAAGAAAAAGAUUAAUACCACAAAAACAGAGAAAAUUACUGGAGCCGAAGACGACUCUGAAGAUGAGUUUUAUGAUCUGGAGAGAUCCGAAUCCGACCCGAUUCCCGAGGUCUUGCCGACUGAUGGCGUCAGUGUCCCAACUGACGGCUCACUGGAAUCGUCAAUUCCAUGGAAACAGGAGUUGGAGUUUCUUGUUCAAGGUGGAGUGCCAAUGGCGGUGAGGGGAGAGCUCUGGCAAGCUUUUGUGGGUGUGAAGGCUAGACACGUUAAAAACUAUUAUGAGAAUCUUCUACUUCAUGACAGUAAGAAUGAUAACAGUGUGGACCAUCAACGAUCAGAAGUAGAUGAAGCAAAUAAUAAUAACAGUGUGGACGUCUAUUAGGUUUCCUGAGGGCAAAGAAGUAAUGGAUUUGAGGGUUAUGAGCAUGGUUGCAAAAGUCGUUAGGCGCUCCCUAGUCGAUCGACCGGGGAGUUGAGAGUACUCGGCUUAGGUGGAGAGUACACGGGAGUACUCGGACAUGCCAAAUUAUGAAAAAAUUAUUUUUUGGAAAUUAAAUAUGUUUCAAGUAACAUAAAUUUAAUAAUAUUUAUAACAAAAUACGUGAAAUUGA